AUGUCCGACCAGGAUUUGAAAAACGCGAUUCUCCGACUAACCGAACUGGUAGUCAACCAACAAGAGCAGAUUCAACUCCUCAAGCGAACCGGUCAAGCCAGCCAACCGGGAAGCGAGAAGAUAAUCGAAACGUUGGCCACGGGAAUUGAAGAUUUUUACUACGAUCCUGACGGUGGAGUGUUCUUCGACGCGUGGUUUGCUCGCUACGAAGAUGUCUUCAAGGUCGACGGCAAGAAUCUAGACGAUCCAGCGAAGGUGAGGCUACUCUUAAGAAAAAUCGGCACCCAGUUCCACGAGCGAUACGUAAAUGGUAUCCUGCCAAGACAUCCCCGCGAUUUUGGCCUGGACGAAACGGUGAAGAAACUUAAGAAACUUUUUGGUCAUCAAACCUCGCUGUUCAACGAUCGUUACCGUUGUCUUCAGUAUACUAAGAACGAAGCAGACGAUUUUUCAAGUUAUGCUGCCUCUGUGAACAAGCAUUGCGAAGCAUUCCAACUCACCAAGCUCACCGAUGACCAAUUCAAGGCGCUACGUUUUGUUUGCGGUCUACAAUCUCCCCGCGAUGCAGACAUCCGAACUCGAUUGAUCGGCAAAUUGGAAGCUGAUGCUCCGCCAGCAGACGGCACAAAGCUAACCUUGGAAAAUCUCGUCGAGGAGUGUCAUCGGUUCAACAAUCUAAAGCAGGACACCAAGUUGGUAGAGAAGCCCGUUCCGGAAAAAUCCGUCGUCAACGCUGUUUCCACCAAGCCUGCUAAGAAAAAACAACCGAAAUCUCCGUGCUGGUUUUGCGGUGAUUUACAUUUCACCUGGGAGGCGAUAGGCAAACCAGCCAUCAGAGAAACUGACAUAACCGCCAUCAGCGCUUCCGGAGACAAGAUUAACAUGGCUGGUGAGUUCCUUGCAGACAUAACCAUCCGAAGCGUGACAAAAGCUGGCAUUGUCUAUGUGUCAUCAAGCCCGGAUUUGAAUGUCCUUGGAAUUGAAACAAUCGAUCUAUUCCAUCUAAGGUCGAUUCCUUUCAACUCACUGGUCAAUGCUGUGCAUCAGAAGCCGGAAGACAUUGAGCAAAAACUGCGUACGAAGUUCCCGGAAGUGUUCCAGAGCACACUUGGCCGGUGUACCAAGGCAAAAGUUAAACUCUACCUGAAGCCCAACGUCCGUCCCGUGUACUGUCCCAAGAGACCAGUUGCAUAUGCUGCUCUUCCCAAGGUGGAUGCCGAACUUCAACGUCUUCAGGACAAGGGAAUUAUCUCACCAGUGAAGUUUUCCGACUGGGCAACUCCAAUAGUAGUGGUCCGUAAGUCAGACAACGUUUCCGUCCGUAUCUGUGGCGACUAUUCUACAGGGUUAAACAAUGCGCUAGAAUCAGAUGCCCAUCCGCUACCACAUCCAGAUGAUAUUUUUGCUGAUCUAGCUGGCUGCCGUUAUUUCUCCCAACUCGAUUUUUCUGAUGCGUACCUGCAAGUCGAGAUUGAAGAGGAAUCACAAAAGUAUCUGACGAUAAACACUCAUCGAGGACUGUUCAAAUACAACCGUCUGCCACCUGGAAUCAAGUCCGCUCCUGGUGCCUUCCAAAGGAUUAUUGACAGUAUGGUCGCUGGUAUUCCUGGAGUAAAACCGUAUCUAGACGAUAUCAUGAUUUCUGGUAAGACAAAAGAAGAACACAAUCGAAGCCUUCAUGAGGUCCUGGAGCGGAUCAAAACGUACGGUUUUCAUCUGAAGAUCGAAAAAUGUCGAUUUGGUCUAUCACAAAUUAAGUUCCUAGGCCAUAUCAUCGACAAAGACGGCUUACGACCUGAUCCCGCGAAGACAACCGCAAUUUCGCAAAUGCCAGCUCCAACCAACGUAUCACAGCUUCGAUCGUAUCUUGGAGCUAUCAAUUAUUAUGGGCGUUUUGUCAAGCAGAUGAAAGAGCUAAGAGCACCCAUGGAUUAUUUACUGAAACAAAACGUGAAAUGGGAAUGGACUGCGAACUGUCAGAAGUCGUUCGACAAGUUCAAAAUGCUGCUCACUUCCGACUUGUUGCUGACACACAUUUUGACCCGAACAAAGAAAUCAUCGUCGCAGACUGAUCACCAACCACUUCUUAAGGUGUUCGGGAGCAAAAAAGGAAUUCCGGUAUACACGGCUAACCGGCUUCAACGCUGGGCGCUUACGUUAAUGCUGUACGAUUUUGACAUCCAGUUUGUGCGCACUGAAGACUUUGGACACGCUGACCUCCUUUCACGACUAAUGAAAUGCCAUUCAACAACUGACGAAGAGUAUGUCAUUGCUUCUGUCCAAAUGGAAGCCGAUGUCAACACCGUUCUCAGUGAUUCUACUUCAAGUCUACCUGUGACGUCUGAAAUGGUCGCUACUGAAACAUCGAAAGAUCCUGUUCUCCAGUCGGUGGUGUUCCAUAUCAAUGAAGGAUGGCCCAAUCAUUCCAAAGCAAUUAAUGAUCCAGUUGUCCAACAAUUCUUUAUCCGCCGAGACAGUCUGCUGAUCGUCCAAGGUUGCAUCAUGUUCGGCGAUAGAGUUGUUGUGCCAAACCGCUUUCGCAAACGCAUUCUUCAGCAACUACAUCGAGGCCAUCCGGGGAUGGAGCGAAUGAAAUCCCUAGCAAGAAGUUUCGUACCCUGUGCUGAAGCUGCUAAAUCACCACGCAAGACGGACCUGGAGUCGUGGCCCAUUUCAUCGAAGCCGUGGGAACGAGUCCAUAUCGAUUAUGCUGGCCCGAUUAAUGGAUACUACUACUUUCUGGUAAUUGACGCAUAUUCAAAAUGGCCAGAAAUCUACCGCACUCGAAGCACAAACACAACGAAAACGUUGGAAAUGCUAGACGAGAUUUUUUCAAGAUUCGGCAAUCCAAAAAUUCUGGUUUCGGAUAAUGGCUCGCAAUUUGUUAGCGCCCGAUUCAAGCAAUUCUGUGAUGAAGCUGGAAUCACCCACUUAACAAUUGCGCCCUACCAUCCACAGUCUAAUGGACAGGCUGAGCGCUUUGUGGACACUUUGAAAAGAGGACUCAAGAAGUUACGAGAGAGAGGAAAUCCAGCAACUUUCCGACAUCUUCAAACUUUCCUUUCCGUUUACCGGUCCACACCCAAUCGAAGUGCUCGUGAUCAUAAGUCACCUGCAGAACUUUUUCUAGGUAGACCCCUCACUACUACACUGGAUCUUCUUAAGCCCCGAAAAUCAAGCACACCAGCUGUAAACAGUAAGCAGAAUAACCAAUUCAAUCAACACCAUGGUACCGUCAAGAGAGAGUUCUCCGCUGAUGAUUUAGUGUACGCAGAGGUUCAUCAUCACAAUUAA
Messenger RNA from Wyeomyia smithii (pitcher-plant mosquito), 3294 nucleotides. RefSeq lists its product as uncharacterized. NCBI's taxonomy places the organism in Eukaryota, Metazoa, Arthropoda, Insecta, Diptera, Culicidae. The coding region runs from base 1 to 3294 and encodes 1097 amino acids. Gene Ontology annotation, biological process: DNA integration. Gene Ontology annotation, molecular function: nucleic acid binding. The record is from RefSeq and is a predicted model, not a curated record. The transcript is spliced from 4 exons.